Molecule: messenger RNA, 6041 nt
Organism: Hemiscyllium ocellatum (epaulette shark)
Lineage: Eukaryota; Metazoa; Chordata; Chondrichthyes; Orectolobiformes; Hemiscylliidae
Gene: slc49a3
Product: solute carrier family 49 member 3
Exons: 10
Coding region: 36-1442 (468 amino acids)
Biological process (GO): transmembrane transport
Cellular component (GO): membrane
Molecular function (GO): transmembrane transporter activity
Source: RefSeq, a predicted model, not a curated record
CUGCGCGGUGGCAGCUGUUUUGCCGGGUCCCGGGAAUGAUGGAGCCGAAAGGCAGCGAUGGCGGCCGUGGCCGUGAAUCAGAGGCCGGUCUGGCCUUGCGCUAUCAGAGCUAUCGGCGCCGGUGGUUGGUGUUGUUCGCCAGCAGUGCUUUGAGCUGCUCCAAUGCCAUGUGUUGGUUGACAUUCGCUCCAAUUGCGGACCAGACAGCUCGGUAUUUCCAUAUUUCCAUGGAUCAAGUCAAUUGGCUAUCGAUGAUCUACCUCAUUGUUGGUGUUCCCUUUGGUUUUUGGACAACGUGGAUACUAGACAUGCUUGGACUUAAAACGUCGCUGAUUCUGAGCUCAUGGCUGAACUUGGCUGGUUGUGCCAUGCAACUCUUAAGUGUUGCUGACUUCAUACCUCAACAAAGCUGGAAAUUUCCUCUCCUGAUGGUGGGCCAGACUCUUGGUGCUUUGGCACAACCUUUGGUUCUGUUUUCUCCAACAAAAUUGGCUGCUAUUUGGUUUCCUGAACAACAGAGAGCAACAGCAAACAUGAUUUCAUCAAUGGCCAAUCCAUUGGGUAUUCUCUUCGCCAAUAUCCUUUCUCCAAUGUUGGUGAAGAAGCCAUCUUCAAUGCCAGUAUUGAUGAUAGUGUACGCCGUGCCCGCAGCAAUUGCUUGUCUUCUGACGAGUAUUGGAAUUCGUAAUAAGGUACCGCCAACACCUCCGUCUGCUGGUGCAGCCAACUCUACCUCAGAACCUUUUUUUAGAGGAGUGAAGAUGUUGUUGAAGAACAAGGCGUACCUGAUCCUGAUGGUCUGUUUUGGGGGAGGAAUUGGUGUUUUUACUUCUUUCUCUGCACUCCUACAACAGAUUCUGUGUGUUAGGGGAUAUUCAAAUACUUUUGCUGGACUCUGUGGGGCCUUGUUUAUUGUAUUUGGAAUCUGUGGUGCAUUUGUGCUCGGGAUGUAUGUGGAUAGAACAAAGAAGUUUAUGGAAACCACCAAAAUUAAUUUUUGUUUGACUGCUUUUGCCACUAUUGCUUUUGCACUGGUUUCACGUAUGAGAGAUCAACCUUAUGGACUCGCUGUAGUAUGCUCACUUUUUGGGCUGCUUGGAUUUUCCAUUUAUCCAGUGGGCAUGGAGCUUGGUGUAGAAUGUUCUUACCCUGUGGGUGAAGCAACCUCUGCUGGAUUAAUCUUCGUUUCUGGACAGCUCCAGGGAUCUUUAUUUAUAUAUUUCCUGCCAGCACUGGCCCAGCCAGUUACUAGUGACGGUUCUGCCUGUCAAGUUGGAGUAGGUGCAGCACUCGAUUGGACAGUUCCUACAUUGGUGUUGGCUGCUAUCUGUAGCUUGGAAGCUUGCUGCUUUGCACUCUUGUUCCAUACAGAGUACAGGCGAGUCAGUGCUGAAGACGAUGAGGAUUCCUCUGCUCUUCUUGAUGGAGCUGUGUCUGAAUGAUUGUACACUUGCAGGGACCAUGUCUGUUUCCAGGAAUCUGAAAGACCAUUUUAUUUUUAAAAAUAUUUGAAAUGUUUUAUAUUACAUAUCUAUCUGUCUUCCUGUUUUAAAAGUGGACACUGAAGCACACUUUUUAAUUCCCAAUCAGCCUGUGUUUGCCAGGUAUUUUUUAUCGUGUAUUUGUUUUCUAAUUUACUUUCUUUACAUAUUUUUGAAUAUGUAAAGUGUUAAAAAUGCAAAUGUAUUAUAAGUAGGAAAGUUAGAUUUUACAAAUUAUUUAAAAGUACAUUUUCAUGACUGUAAAGGAGAUGAAUAAUCAAGAGCUCAACUUCCAGUUUGAUCAAUGCCCCUAACUUGAUGAAAGUUGACCAUCCAGUAGUGUGUUCUAGAAUCUGAGAGAUAAAUACAUCUCGUACAAAGUGCCUGUUGUUUGCCUAGAUGCAUUAUGCUGUUCAAUAAGAGAUCACUUUUCAACUUCUGACAAAGCAAAUGAAGGAAAAAUGACUCUAGUUUAAAAGGGGAUUAGUGAGCAGAGGGAUCAAACAUGCUUGAACGAAGAUUAACUAGUGGGGAAUAAACAUGGGAAUAGGUGAUUAGUGAGCAAAUGCCAAGAGACACAAAAUCCCUACAGUGUGGAAGCAGGCCAUUUGGCCCAACAAGUUCACACUGACCCUCCGAAGAGUCUCCCACCUUAACCUAUUCCCUAUUACUCUACAUUUUCCCUGACUAAUGCACCUCGCCUACACAUCACUGAACAGGUAUGGGCAAUUUAGCAUGGCUAAUUCACCUUACCUGCACAUCUUUGGACUGUGGGAGGAAACCAGAGCCCCCGGAGGAAACCCACACAGAUAUGGGGAGAAUGUGCACGUUCCACACACUGUCAUCUGAGGCUGGAAUCGAACUCCGAUCCCUAACACUGUGAGGCAGCAGUACUAAUCGCUGAGCCACCAUGCUGCUAACUUGACAUCUCAAUGCUGUUCAGUCAGCCUGCCAGAGAGCUCUGCAACUGUAGGUUGUCUGCAAAAAUCCAUAAAUCUGCAGUGUAAUGGGAAUUGUGUUCUAGGCUCCUGCUCCAUUUGGUGUUAUUUAGGGACCUUUUUGUUUUCAAUAUCUGUUUGGCUGUAAAACAUGGGCAACUUCAAGGCUUUGUGAAAAGAAACUCCAUUUUCGUCUUCGUUGUAUGUGAUGCAUUAUGAACACAUCUUGGCAGAGCAAGAUCACAAACUGAGCAAUCCUCUUGAAGCACACAGAUCCAGGCAAUGAAAGCCAAAAGUAGCCUCAGUGGAUAAAGCUGGUCAGCAGGCUGGAAGACAGUUGCCAACCUAAGAACUUUCUAUACAGUGAAGCAACUGAAGCCAGGUGACCAAUAGGCUGCUAAAAGCUCCAUUUUAUAGAUAGUUUUAUGUGUGGCUUGAUGACCCUCAAACAUUGGCUUUUGGAGUCAGGAACUGAAAGCAGAGGAGCACCUCCUGUUGGUUGUCUUGCACCAUGACAACAACAACUGGUUACAGCAGCUUGGGAACCGGUGCUAUCCACAACAACAACUUGUAACAACACGUCCUGUGUGGUGCCUGUGGCAAAACUUGAUUCUCAUGCAUUGGGUUUUAGUCAUCAGCAAUGACAUACAAAAUGAAACCUUUAUAUCUAAACCCCAUUGGUUGCUGCACGAUCAUCAGCUGUAGAUGGAAGAGUAUCACAACAGCAUGUAAAGCACACUGAAAUUCUAUUGUGCUAACUUUGCCCCGAAGAAUGUUAAACAUUUUAGAGGAUGAGAAAAAGCAGACAUAUUAGGAGUUCCAUGAGUGAGAAAUGCAGCAGAGCCUUCCGAAUAUAGAGCAAGCCUUGGUUCAUUGAACAAGAAUAUCAUAUGCAAGACCCAUUGAAUGCUAUAACUGAAGAGUUAAAAGAUUAGGCCAUGUCACCAGAAAGGAGCCAGCACAAGCUUUGAACUUACUCUUUCAUUUUGAAGGCACUUACAAAGUAUCUUGUAUAUUUGUAAUUCAUUAAAUGUGUUAUUCGAGCUUUUGCUUCUACAUCAGAAUACCUUCCAGUGAAUGCAGCUAUCAGUUUGACUCAGCUAUUAACAUUUACUUAUCGGAGUCAAAAGCUUGUUGGAUGAAACUCCAAUUUCUGAUUUAAACACAAAAUCGUGGUUGAAAAUUAAGAGAAUGUUUGCGGAUUGUUGAGGUGAAGUAUUAAAUUUAGAUUCUUAGUUUUCCGAACGUUGCUUCCUGAAUUAGCACCCAAAACAUACAUUUACUUUGUUCCUGUUUGAGAGAUUUUGCACUUUACAGAUUAGCUGCUAAACAAUAAAGGAACAGGUACUUCACAGUUUAUUGUUAAUGUGUGAUAAAGUGCAAUAAAUUGCAAUGUGCGUGAAAGAUCUUUAUACGGCUGUGGAGAAGUUUGCAGCCUUUAAUUGUGCCUGUUUUCCAAUUAAAUGCUUUUGGAUGAUGAUCAAAGGGAUAGGUUGCAGUUUUCUUCAAGUUAUUAAUGAAAUUUAUUUGGCUCCCUCAUCCUGUAUUUGGUACAGGUCAGAAAUAGUAAAGGCUGAAACUUGCUAUUAAUUGGGCUGAUUGCGUUUGACUCUUGCUUCUGGGUCGUUGCCAUGAUCCUUUCAAUUUAUCUCAGGUUAAUUUCCCAUUUUCCCAUGUCUUGCCUUUGCUCUUAUUCAUUUGCUUUCUACUGGACUAUAGAUGAUUUUCCUAAAUGAGAUGUCAAUUACAGUGCUUGUGCAAAAUUCAAAUUAUUGUCAAAUUUUCUAUCUGGAAGCAUUUUGUUUUUAUACUUUUGAGCAGUGACAAUUAAUGAAGUUUAAAAUCUAUUGGACUGAGUCAGAAUUGCUGAUCCUGGACCCCUGUAUUGUCUUUAUUUUGAAGAAAAAAAAAUACUAUAAUUUGGGAGUGCAGUUUAGCAAGUAAUUAUUUUUAUUCUUCUGAAAGUGAGGUAUUGAAGUAUUCUUAUUUCUUGGUGAACCACUGUUUGUCUUUUGCAAAAAACAGAAGUAAUUAGAUUUGUUUUGUUUUUGUAACGUUUAUUCGGUGUUAGGAGCAAUCAUCUCAUUUGCAGAGCUGCUGUUUGUGGGAUACAAAAUGGCUUAUUUCCAAGUGCCUUCGAGUUUCACAAAAGAACUUCACUGAAUAUUGGUCAACUCAGUUGAACCAAUAAUACAUUUUAUUUAGUAUUUUGAGGCAGUUCUUCAGCCUCCAGUUUUGGAAGUUGAACAGUCUUCUCAAGCUGCUGGCAGUGACAGACUUGGCAUGAAGUUGUUUUCUUUGUAUAUUAUAGCUGAAUAUGACUUAAGGAAAUGACAAAGCACCCAAGGAGAUGAUUUGGCUCAUCAUGUCUGUUCCAAUACUUUCAAAAAUUAUCCGGUUAGAUCCACUACACAUUUCUUCUUAUCAAAAGCAUAUCAGAUCCCUUUCAAAGCCCUCUUGAAAUGCCAGUAUUUUGGAUAUAUGUUGUGUGAUGGUCUCUGAGCUUUCUCAUCAAUUAUUGUGAACCUAACUGUCCUGGAUUCUGAAGCAUUUUCAAAAUUUUAAAAUUUGUUAGUGAUUGUAGUGGUUCCUUUAGAUUUGGUAUCACAUUAAUUUCUUCAAUUAUUGCAGCUUCACUGUGUACAGAAAUGUAACAGGUCUGAGUAUCCCUUCAAAUACUUCUAUUCCCAAAGCAUAUAUAAUAUGAGAGAGGGAGAAUUGUUGUUUCCUUCAAAUCUCCAGUGAUAGUUUAGACUUGAAAUCUGAAGAAAUCUCGGUUGGGGUACCAAUCCCCCCUCAGGAUUAAUCAGACGUCGGUCUGCUUUCCAGGUUGGUUUCCUGAUUUUGCUUGCAUCUGAAAAGGUAAUGAUUUAUUUUCCUGGUCUCUCUCUGUGACUGACUUGUCACAAAUGAAUUUACUUGUUUUUAUUAUUUUUACCCAUUUUCUUCCUUCCCUAACCAAAGGUGUCAGUCAUUUGCUGAAGAUCCACAGGGGUUUGUCCUCCAACGUUUCUCCUGGGUAGCGAUUAAUUAGAUGUAACUUGAACAGGAGUCUGUGAUGAGAUACUGUACUUGAGCUUGAGCCUGGUAUUAUCCGAUUUCCAGCCUUGUAUAGUUGCAGCCAGAUGCACUGAAUAGCAGCCUGAAGGAGCACUGACCUGCUGACUCAGCUGAAAUCAGCUAACACAUCACAAAGCAGAGACCAAACUUUCCCAUCUCAUUAAAUGAGAUUGGGGUCAGUGUUUUUUUUAAUUUGUAUUUUAUUGAUUGUUUUAUUUAUUUAUUUAAAAAAGAUAGACCAUGUUCAAAAUGCUUAACAGAUAAUGGCUCAAGAUGAGUCUAUGCCAAAGUGGUUAUCUUCCAAUUUGGAUUAGUGGCUGAAUAAUGGUAGCAGCUGACAUUGAGGCAGUGGUAGGGAGAUUCACUGCCUUUAGUGAAAAUUCUGGCUGAAUUUGGUAAAAUUGCUUCCAAAUAUCACUUGACAACUGAUCCAAAUGCAAGGGAAACCAACCACAACAUUUUAACUGGCUAUAAAUUAAAGAGUAAAACAUUAACAAAUUUGCAUCUAUGUAAUUUUGUCUUGGAUUAAAGAUUGUUGAUCACUUGCUGAUAUUCCAUUAUC